Messenger RNA from Morone saxatilis (striped sea-bass), 5686 nucleotides. RefSeq names its product interleukin-12 subunit beta (gene il12b2). The coding region runs from base 3498 to 4412 and encodes 304 amino acids. Lineage: Eukaryota; Metazoa; Chordata; Actinopteri; Moronidae. Gene Ontology annotation, molecular function: protein binding. The record is from RefSeq and is a predicted model, not a curated record. The transcript is spliced from 7 exons.
UAGAAGCUUGAUAAGAACCUUAAGGUUGCAAUUACAUGCAGGACAUCAAGAGUCCUGUGUAGAUGGCCACAUUGGUUAUAUUUCAAAUAUGUAUGUCCAUGAUACUCAAAGCUGAAAAGAAGGACAAACAUUCAGUUCAGAUAUCAAGUCAGACAGAAAAGUUCAGUAUUUGCUGCAUGUUUCUUAAAUCAUUUAUGUAUUCACACUUUAAAAAGGCACAUAACUCCUAUUUACAUGCUGUAUAUUGAAUCACAGGUGUGACUAAAUAUUGAGCCAAUUAUUCUAGAAAUUAAAAAUUACAUUUGUACCAAACAAAAUACAUGAUGCAAAACAAACAUCAGGUUGUCAUCUAAGUUGUGGCUCAAGAUGUAGUUUUUAUGUAAAUGUACAAAUGACCAAAGCUCUGGUGGAAACAUUAGCAACACAUUACAGGGGCAGUUCAUCUCAAAAUAAAAUACAUAUUUUCCUUUUUGACUGUAGUAAUAUUUAUCCUUGGUGUGAUUUGCUGAGUUUUAAAGAUAUUGCUAAUAGAGAUGUCGGCCUUUCUCAAAUAUAAUGGCACCAGAUGGCACUAUUGAUGAAAGCGGCAAAAAAUAAAUAAAUAAAAUAAAAAAACUCAGGAUAAUCCACAGAUCUUUAUGUGAGCAGCUUCAUGUAGGAACUACCUGUCACCGUGCAGAGGGAAGCGUGCAUGUACUCAUGGAUGAGAGGCUUGAGUGCUGAAUGUGAACAUUAAUGGUGUCCUUGGCAGGGUUGUAUCUCACCCAGCACCACUGACAUAGCUGGAGUUAGUUUGCUGGUGUAGUUUGGUAGAAAGAAGUUCAGUUAUCUUAAGAAACCAGGUCAUGAUUUCUGGAAGAAACAUUGUUGCACUCUUUUUCAAGAGUAUUUUGUGGUGCUUUGAGAACCACAAGCCCAGUGCCAUCUGGUUCUGUUAUAUUCAAGAUAAAGCAGACAUCUCUACAGCCGAUAUCUCCAAAACUCAGCAAUCUACAUCAAAACAAUCUACAUGGAUAAACAGCAGGUACGAGAUAAAAUAUGUAUAUUCAAUUUGGGGGUGAACUGUCUCUACGUUUUCUAAAGCUCAUGCUCUCAUUAGGAAGGUUUUACAUCAGCACUAAGGAGGCUCUAACUGGCAUUACACAUGAGUGAGGGUCAUCCAUUGGUCCCACUUUAACUGUAUCUGAUGCUCGGUCAUACUGAGUCAUGCAUUUGUUGUUUGUAUUUUUGGCAUUUCACUUUAUUCAGCGUGUUACUUGCAUAUGAAAUGAUUUUCAUCUUUUAUCGUCUCUCUCCAGCUAUCACCGAUAGAGUGGAGAAAAUAUAUUUUAAAAAAAAGGAGGAACUGAAACCUGAGCCCAACUAUUUUUGUUUCUAUAUAACAGGUUUGACAGAAUGUAUUGUGAACAUGACAUAAUGAUAGUAGAGGGGAAAUUCUGCUAAAGUAGUAGUAGUAGAGUAACAUAUAAAGCAGCAAAAAAUCAAAUGGAUCAGUAUGACUUAAGUUUAAAUUAUAAAGUAUCAUGUUAUUAAGUUAAACUUUUCACAUUAUAACGGGAUAACUUUAUUGUUAUAACAUGAAACUUUUCAACUUUUGGGGUGGCUGGGGAUCAGGAGGUAGAGCGGGUCGUCCACUAAUCAGAAAGUUGGCGGUUUGACACUUGGUGUCCUCCAGCUGUGUCGCUGUGUCCUUGAGCAAGAUACUAAACCCCAAAUUGCUUCUGAUGCUAUGCAUCGUUGUGCGAAUGUGGAUGAAUGGAUUAGUUUCUGUUUGUGAGGAGCAUCUGCCAUCAUUUUAUGAAAGUGUGUGAAUAGGUGAAUGUGGCAUGUAGUGUGCAAGUGCUUUGAAUGGUUGGAGAACUAGAAAGGCGCUAUACAAGUACAGUCCAUUUACCAUUUGCCACGUUAUAAUGUGAAAACUUUAAGGUCCAGAGUGUAACAUUUAAGACAUGCAAUAUAAUAUUCAUAGGUAUGUUUUCAUUAGUGUAUAAUCACCUGAAUGUAGGAAUCGCUGUGUUUUUGUUACCUUAGAAGGACCUUUUUUUAUCUGCAUACACUGUGGGUCGCCUUUUAUGGAGUACACCACGUUGAAAUGGAUAAACCAUACACACUUCACAGCCCCUUUUUAUUCUCUGGUUGUCAAAUACAGACUGGAGAAGUGUUCACUUAGUUGUAAUCUGCAACUUCAUCGCUAGAUGGCACCAAAUCACACUGUUCCUUUAAAGCACCAAAUACUAACACUGCAAGGAGUUGUUCUCCAAUGAACGUGUUUUUGACACAUUACAGGAUGCUUUACGUAUGUGUGAAGAUUAACACAUUUUGUUCAUGUGUUUUUUUCGAUUGUGAUCUUAAUGUCAUAGACAUUUGGAUUGCCCCAUACAAAGUCAUGGGCAGGGAAAGUCCUGGUGUCUGUCCCUUGCUCUUUUCCCAUUUGGGUGUGUGGGUGUAUGUGUGUGCAUAAUUUAAAGCAUCAGUGUCCCCACAAAGCUCUUAGAAUGGGGGAAAACCUCUGAAAGGACUAUAUUUUUGCUGGUCACCUCUGUGGUCAAAAUAAUGCUGAUAAUCCUGGAUUUAGGUCCAGGGUUAAGGGUCAGGGAAUUGAUUUAGGAUCAGGGAAAUAUGAUAAUUUAGAUAAAAAUACAGAAGUGCAGACUUUUUACUGUAAAUAUAUCCUAUACACAAUCUCAUUUGUAUGGCUGAAAGUGAUGAUUUUUUCAUUACUGAUGAAUCUGACAAUCAGUUUUUUAAUCAAUUGACAAAUCGUUUGAUCUAUAAUGUGAUAAAUGUCCCUCACAAUCUCCCAAAGCCACCAACAACCCAAAAGCCAAAAAUGUGUCAUUCACUGUUAUUGUAGACAAAAAACAGCAAAUAUUCACAUUUGACAAGCAGUAACCAGUGAUUUCUUUUGGCUUUUUAGUUUUAAAAAAUGAUUUAAUGACUGGAAAAACAGAGAAAAAGAAGACCUCUAGAGCAAAUAGACUAUCAAUAAUGUCUUUGUAUAAAUCCAAUGGUAUGAUAUAUGUGUACUUCAUCUGUAUGUGUUCAUUUGUCAGUAUGCGUGUGUGUGUGGGUGUGCAUCUGUGUGUCCGUUUGUGUGAUUCCAGGUUUGUUAAUCAGAUACCGUAUAUCUCAGAUGCUGUUCAGUUUAAAAGCUGAGGGCAACCCCCCACACCACCACGCACACUUCUUAUCUUCAUCUCUCAGUCCCUUUCUUUCGAAACUCACUUAGUCUGUUUACUAAAAUUUGACUUGCAAAACAAGUAUACAGAGGAAAUGCUCUAUCCACCCCCUCUGUCAAUAGCCUCUUAUCUCUUUGCUAUGUGUAUAGUUCAGUUUCUGUCUCACCUCUCCAAUGUGCUAAUGCUAGUGAUGAUGAUACAUGCGGUGUGCAAGCAUAUAAAUAUGAUGGUCAGUGGGCAGUUAGAGCAUACCAUCAUCAGGAUUACUACAACUGAACUUCGAUUACUACAGCUUCACUUCAGUUUAUCUUCACUGAAAUGAAGACUUUGUCACUGUGGAUGUUUGGGCUUUUGUUCAUCAGCCUUACAGGAGCACAUGGACUCAACAACUUUCCAGAAAACUUUGUGGUGGCAAAAACAAAUGAUGAUGUCAUACUGACCUGCGGACCAAAGGCUGAUGGAGACGUCACAUGGAAGUUUCGCAUGUUUCCCAGUGAAGAGAUGGAGGAUGUUGAUUCUGAGGGCAAUAUCCAGCAGGAAGGUCAAAAUCUGAAAGUGUCUGAAGUAGGUACGCCCAUGUUGGGAGAAUACAGCUGCUGGAGAGGAGAAGAGAAAUUAUCAGCAACCUAUCUGCUGCUGGAGGAUGAGGAGGAAGAGCAGUUUGAUUCUUUAAUCAGAUGUCGGGCAAAGUCAUAUGACUGUAACUUCAGUUGUAAGUGGACCCGUGAUGGAUACACAGCAGUGCGCCUCGGAUUGGGCCAUGAAUGCAGUGAAGGUGGGAAGUCAUGUCACUGGGUCAGCAGCACUGAACAGCUCCAGGGCGGGGGAUUCCAGUUUGAACUGUCCCACUCCCUCUCACCCUAUGCAGAGGAAAGCACCAUGCUUGAACUCACCGCUGAGGCCAUCAAUGACCUCUCCAUUCUCCGGAGAACCAAGAGAUUUUAUCUCAGAGACAUCGUUCAACCCGAUAGUCCCCGGAUUGUCAAGUGUCAGGAGAUGGACCAGGAACUGAACGUGACCAUUGAUCCACCGUCCACCUGGUCGACUCCUUACAGCUUCUUCAGUCUGGAGCAUGAGAUUGAAUAUGAGUUGAAAGAUGAUGGCCAGACUGGACGUUCAUCAUCAUCUGCCCUGAUACCCAAGAAGAUCAGCAAGCUGAGGGUUCGCUCCAGAGACUCGCUGGUGCUCUCCACCUGGAGCCAGUGGACUCCCUGGAAAAAUGUAACCUACUGACAUUAUUUGAAGCCGAAACUGUCUGCUUCUGCUCUCUCUGUUCUUUCAUGUCUAAAGUGUCCUCUCACAUCCUAGCCUACCGUUUCUCACUAUGUUUUUGGCUGUCACACACUGAUGGCGAAGAGAUAACACAGCACUCACCAGAACCUCAGCAAAGAGUCAAGAGUUUAAUUUGAUGAUAGAAGAGCAGUACAGCACACUUUUAUUAUUCUUUUUUAUUGAUGGCUCAAUUCAAACUAUUUAAUUGUGCAUAUAUUUAUUAUUUAUUUACACACAAAAACACCAUUAUAGACAUACUGUGAUAAAAAAAAAUUGAAAGAAAGUCUUUCUUGCUAACAAAAGCACUGCUAGAGGUCCUUGUGAGGACUAAACUCACUGUUUAUUAGAAUACAGACAUUUCUGUGAUUCAAUAUAAAAUUAUGUCUACCAGCAAAAACAAUGUUGGGGUUUCAUGGGACCACAUCUUAUAAAAUGGGUCUCUGCAGUUUUGUCCAUUUAAGGAUCCUUUCACACUAAAAUCUAAUGACACCUAUAUAAUACAUAAUUUACCAUGAAUCAGAAGUUUACUGGUUCAGUAUGCACUAAACACAGACCUUUACACAUUGUGUUUCUUGUCCCUGUUAUUUCUGUAGUGUGUUGGUGUUUCUGUGUAUUUUGGUGGUUUGUGCUGUGCAGAAUAAGUCGCUAUUAAAAUAGCUUUGUGCUUCCUUCCUUAUUAUACAUGUUCCUUUUUCAUUUGAGUUUUGCUCAUGUGACUGAUGAGUAGAAACCCCCUUUUUAAUGUAAUGAUGCAAACCCACAGUUAUGUAUUUUCUGUACACAUGGCUGGACAAAAUAUUAGAAACUUAAGCUGCUGAGUGUGUGAACUGCAUGUUCCUUUAGAGUGUGCCUUGAAUUUUAAUUGAGUUAGGGUCAAAGAUUUUUUAGGUUUGAAGAGAAUAAAUAAUGGAGCUUGUUUUAAAGAAAUAAUUUAAGAAGGAAAAGCCAUUAUACACUAAAAAUGAGAGAGAAACUUAGUUAAACUAUUAUGUGACAAUUAUAACGGGUUUCUGAUUUUAUCAUGACUAUACAUUUACUGGUAAACAAGUGGCUCUUUAUUAAAGACCAGAAGCUAUUUGACUGUUUUUAGUUGGUAAUGAAGAAGCAAUAGUAUUGUAGUCUUUCAGCAAUGAAUACUUUAUUUGAUACUAUUACCUACAUUAGGUAGUAAGGUAGAAUCUAUUGCAUAGAAUAAUCUAACAUUUAUUUUAAAUGAGAGGAACUAAUAAAGACAG